This is a messenger RNA of Zootermopsis nevadensis, 6405 nucleotides long. The record is from RefSeq and is a predicted model, not a curated record. NCBI's taxonomy places the organism in Eukaryota, Metazoa, Arthropoda, Insecta, Blattodea, Termopsidae.
AUGUUUUAUGUGUUGUCAGGAGUUGAUGUGCAUCCAAUAAUUGGCGCUGUGGGCACCUCAGCUUCAUCUCUGGAUGAAGUUCUCAGCACCAUCCGGAGGGUCUGGGAACCCCCGAGGUGCCUGUCUUCCGAUAGGGGCAAACAAAACACAAAGUCUGCGUCAUGUAUUGCGUGUUCAAGAGACUCCUGCUUCAGGGCAACUGGUGUCAGCGAAGAACUGGCGACGCUGGCUGACAUGGGGAUAAGCAACAAACCACGAGGCAGGGGUCGGACCAACACAGGUCUGCUACAUCGGCGGUACUCUGUGCCAGAGACUGUCAUGCGGAAAUAUUCGCUGACCAAGCAGCAAUCGUGUUCAAGUGAUAGUGGAGUUGCCACUGUACCCGUCGAAACCCCCGACACAAUUUCCAGUGACCCCACGACCCAGCCAGGAAGUUCCUCUGAUGAUCCCACUGCAGGGACAUCGUCACCAGACUCAAGCGAUCACAUAAGCGAAAAAAUGGGUAACAGAACAGGGAAAGGGGAUCGAUCUCCUGUCCCUAAUGAAAGUACAACGAACGCGGCUCCUGCCAGAUCCACACUUGACACAGUGUCUGAAGAAACAAUUGAGUCAGUGCCUGGCAGAGCAUCUGAAGAAACUUCGGGACCUCUAAAUUCCCCCAAGGAGGACUCGAAACCAGAUCGAACUUCAACUGAAGUACCUUCAUCCACUCCGUGGAAAUAUGUGAGUCCACAAAACAAUGUACGUUCUGACAACUCACAGGUUUCAGUGCGUGGUGAUAUGUCACAUCUGCAGACAGCAGUAGGUGACAACAGACUUACUUCUACACCAAAUGAAGGAGUAAAACAGAGUUCAACAAAUACUACAGAAUCCACAAAGCUUCUAAGUUUCGUGAAAGAUGAUUUAUCGUCCUCCCAGUCACCAGAACCAGAGUCUACAAGCGACAGACCUUCAUCCGCCAUCAACAAAGAAGUACGAACUACUACAGAGUCUACAGAGCCGCAAAGUUCAGUGAAAGACAAUCUGUCAUCCUCCCAGACACCAGGUUUGGAGUGCAUGGAUAGCAGAUCAUCCACUCUCAGCAAUGAAAAAUGUCAAACUCCACGAAAUACCACACAAUAUGUUGUGCCACAAGGAGUAUUGCGGGACGAGAUAUAUUUAACACCAACAAAAGAGAAUGAGCCCUGUUCCAGCACACCCCAACCUACGCCAAAUAAAGAAAUGAUACAAAGUCCAAACAGUAAGGGAAAUACAGAGAAAAAACUCAGUAGUCCGAAAAGUGGUCGAUCUACACACAGUAAUCAUACAGGAAGCAGAAUUCCGCAUCCUUCAAAGGAAACGGUGAAGCCUCGUAUUUCGUCCAGGGUCGAUUCGUCCUCUUCGAAAACGAUGGAAUUUGCGUCUACAGAGAGCACAUCGCCCACGCCUGAGUGGUCCUCCGGGAACAGAAUUUCCACACUUGAGUUUAGCUCCCAGACAUCUACAGUAACUCCAGAUGGGGCACUGAUUCAGAGCGACCGGACGCAGAGUUCGACUCCCAGAAGAGACACGAGUUGUACACCCUCAGACUCCUGUGUUAACACUCCCAACCCAGAGCAGUCACAGAGUCUGUCUUCGGCAUCAGACCGAGCCUCAGAGUCCUGCAGCAUCACGCCUAUGGAGUCUAGUUCGUCAAACGAGAGGCCUUCAGUUGCAAUGCAGUCCUUGACGAGUUCAGCGUCGCCCCCGUCGACUGACCACACGAUCUCCACUCAGGACACAACACUCAGCGUGAAGUCAAACCCCACUGUCCUCGACAGGCCUGCCAGUACCAUCACCGAGCAAUCCACAGACCACAUCGAUUUCAUGAAUGACAGCACAGGCGACAGAAAGCCCGUGCUGAAUAUGCUAGGCAAAAUUUCCACGUCACAGUCGGUGCAAUCAAAUUCGCAGCCAACAGGAGACAGUGGGCAUGCCACUGAAGCCAGUUCUAAACUUGGUGAGCUUAAUGCAUUUACAAAUGAGAAUAAUUCCAAAAUAUGUGAUAAAUCAAAAUCCUGGGAAAUCAUUAUACAACCAACAGCGGUGCAGAGUAACUCGGCCAGAUGUCCUGAUGAUUCAGGAACCAAGGAGACGAUUCGUUCACCGAUGAAAGAGGAUGUGGAAUUUUGCGGAAGUAAAACAUGCCUGGUUAUCAGGCCAAACAGCUCUAUUACAGGUCAAGCAGGGGCAAGGUUAUUUGGCACUACAGUGUACCCGCUGCAUACAACUAGAUUCUCUCCGGGUGUCCAACCAGAAGCUUCAAGUCAUGAAGCAGAAGAUUUCACCCCUGUUGGAAGUGAAGCAUCAGGUCAUUAUGGCUGGAGCAGGUUGACAGAUGAGGAACGUGCUGUCCGGCUGCAACUCCAGCGACACAGACUAUGGAUGAAUCGAAAACUCUCUGCUGCCAAUGCACUGCCUCCAUCUCCCAUUCAUGGUCCCAUAAGUUCCUGUGUCGGGACUGGAAGUACAUACCGCAAGAGCUAUGAAGUUCAACUGGUCGUGCCUCGCUACUCAGCCCUGCCCCGUUCUGUGUCUAUGCUCGUCAACACGUCAUCAGGGGAAUGUUCAAGCAACAGCAACAGUGAUUCAGAGUGCAUCAGUUUGGUGGACAGCCUGGAGGAAAAACCCUCUUCAAGUACCAGUACGCACAAGCCCAUGAACCACGACUCGAAGCCAGUGAGAGGUGACAUAGUUGAACUGUUACCAGAAGAGAGAAAUCAUAAAUAUGAUUCGCAAAGGAGAAUCAAUCCAGCAACGCCUCGAGGGAAAGGCAAGGCAUUUUUUGUGUCCAUGGCAACAGGGCUUGAUGAAGCAGGUAUUGUCAAAGUAGGAGAAGACAUAGACAGGCAAGUUGUAUCGCAAAGCAUGCCAGACAGGUUAAAGAAGAAGCUGUCUCAAAGACAUCAGCAGUUAAGUAUCAAGAAGAAGAAAAUAAGCAGAUUGAAAAAUAUGAAUGGACAGGCAGAUACAAACACACAACAGGAUGAGAAUGUUUGGACAGAUGUAGAAACUGGUGGUGUAAUCAGUGCACAGGCACUGGCUGGCAUGCAGUGCACAGACAUAUCACAAACUGAGAAUACAACUCAGGAAGAAGCAAAGGGUUCCAUAAAACCAAUACAGGAAACAUUCUCAGCAGAAAUGCCUCCUCAUAUAAGAUCACCAAGUACAGCAACAUUUAAUUCCAUGGCACAAGGCAAUACUGGGGGAGGGACUUUUAUUGUCUCAAGGAAUGAGGAUCAGGGACCGAAAGAACAGAAGUUGCUGGAGCAAAGAAUUCCUGUAGAUAUAUCAAACUUUUUAAGUGCUGGAAAUAUGAUGAAGAAUGAACAGGCAUUACAAGAACACAGUCCACCUGUAAAACGAUUUAAAGUUUCAAAACAUAAGCAUCCACCACAUAAAGACCAGGAGACUCCUAAGCAAAUAGCAGUUAAAAUUUUACAAAAUGGAGCAACAAUGUAUAAAGAAAGGAAACACAAAGAACACAGACCUCUGCUGAAGACAUCAAACCGUUCUAAAGAUUGUACCACAAAACAAGAAGAAAGGAAGUCUUCUGAGCGAGAAGCUGGAGCAAACGCAAAUUACACAAGACAUCAGGGUAAAGUACAGGAAGCAAACAAGCAUGGAGAGGAGUGUACAGUAGAUAUUUCAAAUGAGGUAACAGAAGACGAUGAAGAACUUAAACCAACGACAUACAUUACAUCUCAAGAAACAUCAACCACCCCAGAAGAAGGAAAUGUAAUGACAAUAGAACAGACAUCUGAAGUACAAAGGUAUCCAGAAAAAGCAAUAAAUGUUUUCAGAAGGAAGAUGCAGAAAGGGCGUGCAUCCCCAAAGGCCAGUAAAACAAAAAUCAGUCCAAGUCAUGAGGCUGAUAAAUCAAAAUUAGAAGACCAGAGUCCUCCAGUGGAAACAUCACUACAUAAGACCAGUGCUCAAUGUGAGGACAAAUUAGGUCAAGCACAAAGGAUGGUUCAAAAUGGUAAGGAAACCAUAAAAGAAUCUCUGUCCACUGAAGCAACUGAAUCUGUCCUGACACCUACUGAAGAAUUAGAAACUGAGCAAACAAAUUGUGAAAAUUUGAUAAAACAAAACACAACAGCACAAAAAAGUGAUAAUGAAGGUGAUGUUACAAACAACGUGAACAAAGCUGAAACACAGCUAGGAGAGAAAGCAAAAAUAUCACUUGCUGACCAGAACAUGGAGCAGGAGCAUGGCAGAGAAACUGACACAGCAAAAGACAUUAAGUCAAAGACAGCUGAAAAAUCCCCUGAAAAAAAAUCACUCAACACAGUUUCCUGCCAAACUUCACCAGAAAUCAAGUGUGAAAAGGAGAAAAACAGUUCAACACUAAAAACAAACCCUCAAUCUGAAAAACCAGAGUCACCUCCGCACCUAAUAAGAAACUUACUUAGAACUCAGCAAUCACUUAAAUCAUCAAUACCUAUUAUGAAGUCACCAACAGGGACAAGAAAACUGAGCCCAGACACUGUGAUCACAUUUCAACAAUCUCUCCAGAAGUCACAAAUAUCUGCCCACACACCUCCACAACUAAUUCAUGCUUUACCAAGCAGGCGAUCUGCCAAUCUCCUGGGGACCAGAUUCCACCAGAGAUUUGAGGUGAUUCCAGAAGAGAGGAGUGGAUCCCUGGAAUCUUCUACAGAAGACCAGUCAUGCCUACCACCUGACAGAAGACCAAGACCCUCUUUGCCAGCAGGACAAGCAGGUACCAAAGUCAGCACUGGAAAUUCUCUGGGUAAACGGAGCAACACGGUCUCUCAUAGCUGUCUGGGUCUGAACCAGGCAACCAGCAACAAGUACAGACAGAAGAGAUACAGUGUUUCAAACAGUGAAACUAGUGACAGCAAUCAUGAAGACAUUAUCGAUGGAAAUGUCACAGCAACUAAUGGUGAUAUCACAAAGAAGGUAAUCCAGAGACCAUCAUGCCCAUCAAAAAUUCCCAGGGCAGAGAAGAUGAAAAGGCAGUCAAGGAUACCAGACGGCUCUGUAUGUGAAGGGCAGGAAGACAGAAAGGACUAUCAGGGCAAAGCCGCAUUAGCACCCCACACAGAGGACAAGGAUCUACUGACACUCUCCAAGGGGUGGAUAAAUUUCUAUCUGUUGAAAGAUGACCGUGGCACACCAGACAGCAGCUGCGGGGAAGCUCCAUCUGAUCUAUCAGACAAAGAAAAAAGAUUACCACAGAGAAAACAUCCCGCAUUACCAAGAACAGUGACUGUUGUGGGUGGUGAUAGCAACAGAAUACGACAAUACACAGUUCAAAGCCAUCUACCACCAAAGAAGAGUGACAGGAACAAAGAAGAACCCACAAUCCUGCCAGAACUGAUCAACAACUGCAGUAUGAGGAGAACCUCUGUCAUUUCAGUGGAGAAACUACCUGUAACUGUGCUGGAACCAAACAGCUGUACAGGAGACUCAGACCACGGCACUGCAUACCUCUGUCUGCCAAAUCCCCACCUUAAUGCCACCAACCUGCUAGAAGGUUCAGGAGAGCUUGCCUGUUCAGAGUUAUCUGUAUCAUCUAGCAGUGAUUCAGAGACUGAUCAAGCAACAAGGGUAGCCAUGCUUCCAAUUAGAUGGCCCACCAGACAGUUCCACAGAGGUCCACCACAUCACUGGUCACGACCUCGGACAAAACACUACAAGCCCGAACGAAUCCAAUCCCACUACCAAAAUGGUGGAGGUGGCAGUGCUGGAUGGACAGUGACUGUUGCGGGUAGUAAUGCAUGCCCCCAGCAACCACCUGAACUCGAGAUGCAUUUUUCAUUCCCAUCAUGUGUCCGGAAACCAGGAGCCAGUCAGUCAGACUCAGGACUUGGAGAGGACAACAACGGUGACAAGUCAAAGAAGCAGCAACAAAAGGGUGAUGAUAAAACACAACACUUCUUGCCUCCUGCUCAUUCAGCUCCCCAGACCCACCACUGGACUCUCAUGGUCAAGAACCAAGGAGGAUCUGAAAAACUUCAUGAAAUAUCAAAAUCUGGGAAAAGGACUUAUCAGGGUCUCCCAGAUUUGAGGCACAAUCCUGGCCAAAGUAAAAACUCAAAAACAGUGGAAAAGAGACCAGAAUCCUGCUUUCCUGUGACAUCAAUCACUAAAGAAGAUGAAAAAAAGAGCAAAAAGUUCUCAGUGUUAUGGCCAAAGGUCAAAAAAAUCAUACAGAGCAAAGUCAUUAUUAGGAAAUCCACUGGACAUAUCUCACAAGAGGUGAAGUCCAUUUCACAAUUUCUAGAGAAUGAAGAUGGUGGAAUCGUUCUACGAUCUGGCCUCGCAAUUAAAGGCUCUGCAAUAACUCCAGAGAAAAAACCAAGAGUGCCAACAAUGAGUGAGCGUGAUCUGACCAGAAGUCAAACAGCCAAACUUUAA